Messenger RNA from Pseudophryne corroboree (corroboree frog), 4674 nucleotides. RefSeq names its product XK related 8 (gene XKR8). The coding region runs from base 61 to 1590 and encodes 509 amino acids. NCBI's taxonomy places the organism in Eukaryota, Metazoa, Chordata, Amphibia, Anura, Myobatrachidae. The transcript has 3 exons. Gene Ontology annotation, cellular component: plasma membrane. Gene Ontology annotation, biological process: apoptotic process involved in development; phosphatidylserine exposure on apoptotic cell surface; engulfment of apoptotic cell. The record is from RefSeq and is a predicted model, not a curated record.
GCCCCCUGUGCUGUCACCGCCGCGCCCCCCUCCGGCCGUGGCCGGGACUCGGUGCACGGGAUGCCGGGAUGUUUGCCGCCCCGCUACCGGCUCCUGGACCUGUUGCUCGCCCUGGUGGGAACCUUCGCCUUCUUGGGGGACCUCUGCGCGGACGUGUGGAGCGCCCUGCGUUACUACCAGGCCGGGAACCCGCUGUGGGCAGCGCUGCACCUCGGCCUUUUCCUCCUCUCCUCUGCCGUGCUGCAGCUGCUCAGCUGGGGCUGGUUCUGGGCAGACAGAGCGGACUGGACGCGGCACGAUGAGGAUGUGCCAGUCUCGGAGAUAAGGAGCAAUGGUACCAGGCACCAGGAGGAUAGCACGGUGCCCAGUGCCACAGAGAGCGCGUCCAGCGCCGGGGGAUGCUGCACAGACGGGGCACUGGCCGCCGGGAACUUGGCCGGAGGUUUCCCUGAAGACAUGACGCCUGCCAGUGCCGGGCACUCACCCCAUGCAGCGGCUCUGCCCGCCGCCACCAGUAACGGAGAGACUGUCCCUGUCCAGCCGGGCGCCUGUAACCCGGCACCUGGCGACCCGGGUACAGAGAAGUGGGUGUGCUGCCAGCCUGGUGUGGAUGCGGAGUAUGAGCACUUCAUGGGGCACUUCCAGACAUCUAAAGUCAUACUGAGACCCUCCUGUCUCCUAGUACCGCACAUUCUCCAGCUGGGUUAUCUGCUCAGGUGUAUACAUUCGCUAGAAGUGGGUAUAGCAGCAUACAGAAACCCGAAGUCCAGCCAGUAUCAGGACUAUGCCUACUUCCUGACUCAUGAUAUCAGCAUGAUGCGACUUGUAGAGACCUUUCUGGAGAACACACCUCAGCUCAUCCUAGUGUUGUAUAUAAUCAUCCAGCAAGAAAUGGUACACACCUUUCAAUAUGUCAGCAUUUCCAUAUCAUUUAUCUGUACAAGCUGGGCAAUCUUGGACUACCACCAAUCACUGAGACUGUUCCUACAGGAUAAAAAUAAGCUUGGCACAUUCUCCUCCAUCAUCUUCUUCCUAUGGAACUUCUGCCUUAUUUCUGCCCGAAUCCUGUGCAUCACCCUCUUCACAGUGGUCUUUCGGUGGCAGAUUGGUCUGCACUUUCUUACUCUCUGGCUUGCUUUCUUUAUAUGGGCAAAUCUACAGCAAACAGACUUUAUGAAGAGCCAUAUUCUAGAGUUUCUUUACAGGGCUACAGUGGCUGUAAUCCUAUACUUCUCAUGGUUUAACAUUGCUGAUGGCAGAACAAUUUACAGAUGUAUUCUGUACUAUAUAUUUAUCACUACAGACAGUAUGUUGCUUAUAUUGUCAUGGAAGUUUCUAAAGUACCCAUCCAUUUUGGAGGAGUACGAAAUGCCUCUUCUCAUGACUGUUGUUCUAUGUUUCAUCACCGGCCUCCUGCUGAGGUGGAUGUAUUAUAAGCUUGUACACCCCAAUGUCUACAGGGAAACCAAACAGCAGUAUGAUGAACCAGACAGUAUUACAGGGGAAGGACCAUACAGGAUGUUUGUGGCCGCAGUAAAGACUGAGCGACAAAACAAUAGAAUGUUCUAUUUAGCAAAGCAGUUAUGUUAAGAUGGUAUAACAUCAGAUGUUAUUGAGCACUUGAUACCUUAACUUAAAUAGAUUAUAUUUAUUAUUACCUCAUGCACAUAACUGGAAAAUGCAUUUAUAUAUACAAUAUAUUUUAGGAAGAAUGGGUACAGAUUUAUAUGGGCAGGUCAAUUAGAAGUGAAUGUCCCCCAAACUUCACAUACUAUUUGUUUUUCUUUUAUACUUCAUGUGUAGUCCAAAGGUGCACAUCAAAUUUAUUAUAUCACCACUAGUUGAUAAUGAUGGAUUAAUGAGUCAAUAGGUGAUGCUUCAGCGUCCUCUAAAACCACAAUUACCAGAUCGAUAGAUAUAUGUACACACACAGUAUCACUGGUCAAUCAACUUACAAUUUGUGUUGAUAAAGAAGCACUUUCUGCUAAUGUCUAACCAAAUUACUAAGCCUGAGGCUAAUGAAAAGUAUACCAGUAUGUUUAACGUUAGAAUACCUACAUGGUUAGAAUACUGUAAGUAGCAGUACAAUCGUAUCUGAAUCCUGGCGCUGGCAUUCUCAUUUUAACAUAAUCAGUGUUGACAUAGCGAUUGUUGAAAUGGGAUGUAUUCACGAUUCAGACAGUCAGCAUACCGACACCGGGAUCCCGGCUGCCACAAUGCCGUCAGUGGGCCGAGGGCUAUUCCUGCUCAUGGGUGUCCACGAUACCCAUAGAGUGGGAAUAUUACUAAUACCUAUGACUAUUGCAGCGAGCCCGCAAGGGGUUGCGUUGCACUCACCCUCUGGCAGCAUUCUGGCAGCUGGGCUCCCAAACCGAACCUGUUGAAAUAAUGUAUGUAUCCACUUUUCAUGGCUCAUUAGAAAGAUUAUACUACUGUACCUCAUUUAUACCAUAUUUCAGGCAAGCUUAAUGUGUGUACACACGGUGAGAUUCGGGCUGACCCCGAUUCUCACUAUGGGAUAGGGGCUAGGUCGGUAUCACAAGCACAUAAUGGGGGAGAUUCAAAUGUUUCAAAAGUCAGUUGGGAGUCUGUUUCUUCCUAUCUAAUAGACAGGAAAAAAACAGAUACCCAACCGACUUUUAAAACAUUUGAAUCACCCCCAAUGAGAGUGCUUGCAAAAUUGACUAUGUGCGAUUUUGGCUAAGUGUCAAUUUUGACUAUCUUUUCUACAAGAUAGUCAAAAUUGACUUGCCUGCACAGUCUAGCUAUGCUUGCGAUACCAAACACGCAUCAGCAUCGCAAGGUGACUUUCACCUUGCGAUCUGCACUAACUUUUCUUACGAUUUUGACUAUAUAGUCAAAAUCGUUAGAAAAUAUGUACAUACCAUUAUGUUGAGUAAUAAUGAAUGAUUUUCUGUGCCCAUAAAGCUUGGAUUAUUGCUCAGUAGCCAUUAAAAGGAGUCAGUAAAAUGCUUUGGAAUGGCAUUAACUAAACCGGGAAGGUAAAUAUUCAUUUUUAAGAUAAGUUUUGUCAAGAGUAACUUGGCAAAAAAACAUUCUUUGGUAAUGUUAAUUGAAACCAGCGUCUUCCCUCCAAUAGUAAUCAGCACUUGCGGGCAAAGGGUGCAUGUUGCCACAGCAAUGGCAUGGAACACUGGCAACGAAACUGCUUCUCACCCCGCACAAAUUUAUAUACAGCCCUAUGGGGUUGCAAACAAAUAUGUGCAAGUAAGAAGUGCGGCAGUCGCAGCACUAACUUGCGGGGGUAAAAACAUCACCUGAUAACUGGAUUAACACCUAGUGGCUUUUACUAUUGUAAAUAUACUUUUCAGCUUAGUAACACUAGCCUAUAUCAUUGUAAAUGGUGGUUGCUGAUGUCUUAUCAGUUCCUCUAGAUGUUAUUUCUCAUAAUGCCAUGUAUUUUUACCAUCUGAAUUUAGUUUAAUGGUCUUUUAGGCUACGGCCACACAUAGCUGGCAAGAAACGGGACCCGCUUGAAAGGAAGGAGAGUGCACGUGGGCGCCUAUGCAGGUGCCCACAGAUGUGCGUCAGUCCCGCCGUCGCCGGGUCCGACCGGAGAAUGCUGCAGUUGUGCCGGACGGCAGGACAAAGGGAUUUAAAAGUAUGUGUUCACACAGUGUGGCUGUGCCGGAAUGUGUUACAUUGAAAUUCUGUGUGUCACUGGCCGGAUCCUGUUCUGCGGCAUCCCGCAGAACAGGAUCCGUGUGAACACAAAACCCCCCUCCCGCUCAAGCGGGUCCCAGCCUAAGACGACCGUAACAAAUACUGCUAGCUGCUGACUGUUCAACCUGCCUUUACCAUAGCACGCCAACUUUAUAAGAGCUCUUGUCAGAUAAUGUUAAUGCUGCAUUAAGCUAGUUUGGUCAUUAGAAACUUAACACAAUAAGUAAUUUUGAGGAGGUCACAAGUCAACUUGACUAUAUUUAGAUAUCUCUGUCAAAAUGUUUAAUCCUACAUUUAGCUCCCAUUAAUUACAAGUUAUAAGCACAAUUUCAUGCACUUUUACAAGGGAGCUACUGCAUCAGAUUCUCAGUGUCACAAACACUCCUAAGGAGUCAGGUUCUCUUGGAUGCAGAAGAGCUUUGUGAAUGUGAUCACACUAAUUGCAGUGGGAACGGUGACAUGUACAAAAAAUAGUUCUUGGAAUGGGAUUUGUAUAGUCCCUGAAUGUUCAAUGUACUUUCCAUGCUAUCACAUUUUUGGAAACAAUCAGCAUUGAAAGUCAGAUAUGUGGGGAAACCAUACUAACACAUCCCAUCAAUUCUGUGAAACAUGGGUGAGCAGGCUGUUGGGUUUUAAUGGAAAAGCUGGUAGAAUAAUGGCCUGCUCACGCUGCCAGCUGCUGCUAAUGCUUCUCCUAAAGUGCCUGUGUCGUUCCUUCAUGACUGCCAGAUUGCGCUCAUAUAGUGUGGAAAAAUACUGGUAAUACACAUGAAGCUCUGUUAAAUUUUAAUGAAUUUACCUUAAAUUUUUUAAAUAAAGGCAAUGUUAAAUAUAUUAAAGAUAAAUGACAUUUAUUAAUGUGCUGUCAUUUUAAAAUGGUUUUAUUCAUGUUCUUACAGUAUUAAUAUUUUCCUAUGAAAAACGCAUUGUUAUAUUGUUUGUAAACAUUGCUAAUCGUUAUGAUGUAUAUUUUAUAUUACUACUUUAUAU